Molecule: messenger RNA, 2862 nt
Organism: Opisthorchis viverrini
Lineage: Eukaryota; Metazoa; Platyhelminthes; Trematoda; Opisthorchiida; Opisthorchiidae
Exons: 11
Coding region: 1-2862 (953 amino acids)
Source: RefSeq, a predicted model, not a curated record
AUGCCAACACGUGGGAUUCAAUUAUAUCCACUAUAUUGCAAUUAUUGUCAGCAGUUAAUUUAUGAAGAGCCUGCAACUAACGAGCCUCCUACAGACGGACCGAUCACUGAGCUUGGUCUGCGCUCAUCAGUGGAGUUUUUGGAGCCCCGGUCCCUGCCAAUAACACAAUCCGUUAGCGAGCGCAAUUUAAUACACUGUGUUCAGGUGGUCCAUGAGGUGCCAAGGAUUGAAACGAGAAGCCUCUCGUUAGAUUCCCUGGAAUUUUCCCUAUUGGGGCCGAAUGCUACGCCACGGAUCACUCCACUUUCAUCCGAAUGCACGCCAGCAUCGAAUUGUGUCCACAAACGUUUGCUUCGCGUCUUGAUGGCAGUGCGUCUCACCACAGAGGACCAAUCAGUUUCGUUUCAUUCCAGUUUACGCGCUAUAAUGGUUGGCAUUUCAGAAGUGACCCAAAUGAUUCUCUCACUCUUUGACUGCCAGAUAAGAACCCAUUUGUAUACCAACCUUAGCGCAGCUUUGCACAUUUUGGACGUGUACAUACUUCUUGUGAACCUGAUCACAUCAAAUCGUUUCAAUCGUCCCAGCCGUGUUCUCACUUAUUUCGAUCUGUGUCCAAUUCAUCGUGUGGUCGGUCGGAUCGUCCGAAACGCUGACGAUUGUACCUGGAUCUUUAUAGCUACUCAGUUGCAGCGAGGGAUUCUACGAAUUCUUCAUGUUGGACUUUUCGACAUUCAGCCAACCGAAUGGAACUCCACCUGGUGCCUUCUAUUUGCUAAACUUGCUGGUGACUCGAAAUAUUGGACUAUGUAUGAAGUUUGUGUACACGAGUUGGCUGAUCUGAUUGGUCGGCGUGUCGCUUCUUGUUGUGGCGCUGACACUGGCACUGGUACAAUACCUCCUUCCCUUGCAAAAUUUGUUGUCGAUAUUAUACAUAAGCACUCUAUUAGAUCUAUCUUGUUAAACGAUGUUUCUUUUUGCUUCUCUCUCUAUCAAUCAGCCCUAUUUAGCCAGAUUUGGUCAGCUCUCACGUACUACUUCGGCUACAAAAGCAACCCUCAUUUUGUACCUAUGAUGGCAUUUCUCUGGAACAAGGCUAGCCCUUCCUGUUUUCUAGCUUUUCUCCGUGAUUUCUUUUCUGAUUUGGUUGAGCAAAUCGUAAAAGGUGAUUGCUCAGCCCUGCUAAUAUCACGGCUCAAGAACUUUGCUGAACACAUUGAAAGUCUGUUAACAAAUUCAACUCGUGAGGUGUUUUUCGGUUGCCUUUUUCAAAUCCUUGUGUUACCUUUGUGUAUACACCCGAAUCACUUCUCCCCAUCUAAGGACAAUGGGCCGGAGUGCUUUGCAGCUUUCCUUAAAUUAUGGGUUUAUGCACUGGAUCAAAGCGAGUCGUUCUCACCGAAGUCGAUGGACCUAGCGGUCGCCAGUCUGAAAUGCUUGGAUGCUACAAGCGACUAUCAACUGGCCUCUGUGGUUCACGAGUCGUUGGAUUUUCUCAGCGACAGUAUUGAGCAUUUCUCUGGUCUCCUACUGAGGCAGAUAACGUUGGCAAAACCGAAGCGUUCGAAUUAUCUUUGGGAACGAUUAACCGAAUGUGUCGUCCAGCUGUCUAUGGCGUAUCUACAGUCCUGCAGUCAGGAAUUACCAAACAAGUCCGCAGAACUGAUUUGGCACAACCUCUGUCGGUUGAUAGUUGCAGCACAGUACGAAUACUCGGGACGAUCAGCACCCGUGAUCAGUUUCGUUAAGUGGCAAUUCAUGAACAAGUUGCACUUAAGAACCGCAUCGUCGGAACACACCGUUGUCAGUCUUUCACUAACAGCACUUCAACUUGUGAUAAACAAAGAAUGUGAACAUCUUGAAUGUUUGAGGACAGAGGAAUUCGCUAAGUGGUGCAGUCAAAUAAGUGCACUUCUCUGGCCAUCGUUGUUCAUACUUUCGGAAGCUCACGCCGAGGGCGUACUAACCGAAACCGACCAUGGAUCUACUCCACUUCUAAUGGAUCUUUUCAGCGAGAGGUUUUGUUCCACCAUCCAGGUUUUGCCCAAUGCUAGCUCCCUUUUGGCGGGUGAAAUCUUACCUUCACUCUCGUCUAUGUUGCCUGCUUCAUUACCGGAAACCACAGCUUUCUACGGCUCCCCACGACUUUUGAUCCUGCUUUUGCGCGUGUUGAUCCGCUUUGCGCCUGAAGCUCGUCCAAUUGCUUCCAUGAGCGAUGUGGAUGAGAUUGUUCACCAUCCCGACGAUGUCGACCUUUGGACACGUUGCGCAACGCAGUUAUCAUCAAGAUUAUUUUUAGCCGUUCAGAACUGCAGUUCUAAACAACUAGAGCGGGACCGUCAACUACUGAUAAGAGACGCACUUGCUAUUUUACCGGCACGGGUGUCAUGUUCAGCUUUGAGUGAUGCCAUUAUCGACAUUCUUCACGCCGGUCUGCUAGGUCGUGGUAGUUCAUCGACCUCCCUCCAGCUCUCCCCUAGUCAUUUGGAAAAAAUCAUCACAAUCAUUCGUGAUGAAUUGACGAACUCUACGAAUGUUGUUUGCGUGGGGUGUCGGAAGGCUUCCUUCAGUUCAAUCCGGAAGUUAAACCAAAUUACUACAGCCAUCUUCUGCACUGUCUUCCAACUGCUCAACCUUCAGCUCCCAAUUCCUACUCGAACGAGAUCACCACACCUUUGCACAGCGCCGAAAGUUGGGCCUGUGGCAUGGCUCUACCAGUUUAUCCAUGUGACCGGUAUGCGAAAACCGGAUCAAAUUGGUGCAGCCAUCUUCAACAAAGAAGGACACGUCGAUCUCUUUGAACAACAACUCUCGUGGCCACUCGCUGCCACUUAUUUGAAUCUUGCAACUGAAGCAGAACCCUAG